CCCCACAAACCCGCGAUUUCGUCUAACACUGACCAAACUGAAAAAACCACCCAAGCCUUUGUCUCUCCCUAUCUCUCUCUCUCCCCUGUCAGCUGCUGGCUUGGGUCAUUGGGUCUGUGUCAACGCAUCGCCGUCCACCCAGUAUAAACCCAUUUCAUAUCUCUGUUUCCCACUCAUGCCUCCCAACCCAAUUCACCAAAACCUCUGUUGCUCUCUCUAGAAUCGUCUCAGCCAUGGCGGCCUGGACUUGCACAGCUUCUUCCAGCUUCUCCGCAGCUCGUCUCUUAUUGUUUUUCUUCGUAUCGGGUUUGGCUUGUCGGACCUGUUUCGGACUCGGGUCGUACGGGUUCGAUAUCCACCACCGGUUCUCGGAUCCCGUCAAGGCAAUUCUCGGUUCCGAUGAGCUGCCGGAGAAGGGGAGCUCCGGGUACUACGCUGCUAUGGCCCACCGAGACCGAUUGGUUCGCGGCCGCCAUCUAUCCACCGCCGACAAUCAAACGACGCCGCUUGCUUUUGAAUACGGAAACAUCACUUAUCGGAUUGGUGCUUUUGGACAUCUGCAUUAUGCAAAUGUAUCUGUUGGGACGCCGACCACAUCAUAUCUUGUGGCGUUGGACACGGGCAGCGAUUUGCUUUGGUUGCCAUGUGAUUGCAGCAGCUGCGUCCACGGCAUCAAGUUUUCGAAUGGAGAUGUAGUAGAAUUUGAAAUCUACAGCCCUAAGAAUUCAUCUACAAGCAAAAGGAUUUCUUGCAACAACACGUUUUGUUCACAACGGCAAAGCUGUACUUCACCAAGUCGUGAUUGUCAUUACAGGAUUGAGUAUCUGUCUAAUGGCACCUCAUCUACUGGGGUCCUGGUAGAGGAUGUUUUGCACCUGUCUACUGAUGAUGCUCAACAAAAAGAUGUACCUGCACGGAUUGCCUUUGGUUGUGGUAAGGUGCAGACUGGUAUAUUUUUGGACGGUGCAGCUCCCAAUGGUCUGUUAGGGCUUGGUAUGGAAGACGUAUCCAUUCCUAGCAUUUUAGCGGGACAGGGGCUUGCUUUGAAUUCUUUUUCCAUGUGUUUUGGACUGGACGGGAUUGGGAGAAUCAGAUUUGGUGAUAAUGGAAGCCAAGGCCAAGCAGAAACACCAUUCAAUCGUCAUAGCCAUUCAUAUCCAACUUACAACAUUACUAUCACUCAAAUAGCCAUCGGAAAAAGUGUUACUGAUCUCGAAUUCUAUGCAAUUUUUGACUCUGGUACCUCAUUUACAUACCUAAAUGAUCCAGCUUACACGCAGAUUACUGAGAGCUUUAACUCUGUGCUAAAAAAUAGUCGGCGUCCAAAGGAUUCAGAUAUUCCUUUUGAAUAUUGUUAUGACAUAAGUCCAAAUCAAACGGUGAACCUGACAAUGAAAGGUGGAAAGCAGUAUUCUAUCCUCGAUCCACUAGUAACUGUAUCCAAUUCUUCGGAUGAAUUGACAUUGUUCUAUUGCCUGGGUCUCGUCAAAAGUGGAGAUGUUAACAUCAUUGGACAAAACUUCAUGACGGGUUAUCGCGUAAUUUUUGACCGUGAGAAGAUGGUAUUGGGUUGGAAGGAAUCGAAUUGUUACAGCGAUGAGGAGACCAUCACUCUUCCUAUCAGCCCAUCGAAAUCUCCGGCCACAUCCCCAUCCCCGUCUCCGACUGCAUCCCCAACAAACUUCAACCCGGAAGCCACAGCAGGGAGUAGCAAUACUUCUAGCAUACCGGCAUCAACUUAUUCACCCAAAUUGAAGAACUCCAUCGCUUUUGCAAUCACCAUCGUUCUUUUCGUACUUUUCACCCUUGUUUGAUCAUUCUUUGCCUUACUGUAACAUAUCUAUAAUUGAUAGGCAUUUGUUUUGGAGGUAGAAUAUACACAGCGAUUCGGAAGUUGUUGACGUUCUAUUUGUGGGUUAAAUUGGGAGGCGGUGCAUAGGCAUCAUUGAUUUCUGUCACUGCAAUAAAUUGUCAUCAAUAUAUUAUUAGCACAUGGGAUUGUACAUAUGAUUUUAAAUAUGACCACAGAUACUAAAUAUAUUAUUUGUUGGUUACAGUAAUA
Messenger RNA from Pyrus x bretschneideri (Chinese white pear), 2062 nucleotides. Its product is annotated as aspartyl protease family protein 1. Bases 234 to 1814 code for a protein of 526 amino acids. Gene Ontology annotation, molecular function: aspartic-type endopeptidase activity. NCBI's taxonomy places the organism in Eukaryota, Viridiplantae, Streptophyta, Magnoliopsida, Rosales, Rosaceae. Gene Ontology annotation, biological process: proteolysis. The record is from RefSeq and is a predicted model, not a curated record. The transcript is spliced from 10 exons.